AUUUUGUUUCAAGUUCCGCUACUGACUCCAAGGGGCCGUUAUGAACCUACAUUUUAUGGACAAUUGAUAGCCAGUUGUCCUUUGUCGUUUGAUGCUUCUGUUCUAGUUCUGAAAUUUGGGAAUGCUGGUAUGAUACGUGAGGGCAUAUUGCUGGGUAUAAUCAUGGAUACACAGCCUUUACCCAUUCUUCAUCCAUUUGGAGAGGAAAUAUUGUUUUCAAAGCAUAUUGCUAGCUACUUUACUGACCGAACAAUCUUAGCCGGUCGAAAGGAGAUGGAAUUCAUGGCUAACUUCUGUGCAUUUGAAUUUUGGCAGCAUCUUUUCAGGGAUAAGUAUCGGUUUAACCAUUUGAAGCAGGUUCUAGAGAUUGAGAAUGUGUAUCCUACCAAAGCACUGAUGCCUAAGCUUAAGGAAGAUUGGUGUUCUCUCCAUAAUCUCUCCCAGUCAUCUCUGCAUCAGACCUUAGAAAUUUAUGAUGAUUUGUUAGGUUCAGUACACCGGUUGCGGCCAAAAUUUUUGAGCUCUUUUAGGGGUUUGCCACCCUAUUUUGAUCCUUACGAAUAUGAACACACAUGCUUAGUAACAUGCCAAGGAGAUGGGAACAUAGAUGGAGUUUCUGCAUAUGAGGAAGGCAUUAAAGCAACAGGUGAAACAAAAUGUGCUUCUGUGCCAUAUGUCACUUCAGAAGAAUUUCACAGUUAUGAUGUGGCAAGAAUGUUCACUAAAAUUAUAAAAGAGGUAGUGUAGUUUGAAAUUCUUGUACAUACAAUAUUGGGAGCACACAAGUUAAAUUAUGUUGAUUCUCCUUGACCAUUAAAUUAUGUUGGGAGCACAAGUUAUAACACAAGUGGUGUAUUAAUCUAAGG
Molecule: messenger RNA, 866 nt
Organism: Arachis ipaensis
Lineage: Eukaryota; Viridiplantae; Streptophyta; Magnoliopsida; Fabales; Fabaceae
Source: RefSeq, a predicted model, not a curated record